Molecule: messenger RNA, 3389 nt
Organism: Cuscuta campestris
Lineage: Eukaryota; Viridiplantae; Streptophyta; Magnoliopsida; Solanales; Convolvulaceae
Source: the annotation of a GenBank genome assembly
AAAAGAAUGAAAGCAAAUUGAGAGGAAAAGUAUGGAGGGACCUUUCUCCUUCUUCUUCCCCCGGCACGAGGAACCGGCGGCAGUUGACACCAGGGCUUUGAACCCUUGGACGUGGCGGAGGGGGAUUGCGUCUGGGAUCGCCUCUCCCCGGAUAACCUCGGGUUCCGGGAAAGUCGCCCGGGGGGAAUUUGAUAGAGACAUAUAUAUCCUUCCAACAGGGAGGAAGGCUGGAAAGAAAAGCCCGGCCCUAGUGAGAGGAUACGAUCACAAAUCCAAGGGUUUCCGUGGACCCAGGCCGGACGUCGAACAUGUGAUCGAAAAGACGAAGGGAGAGAGGGAUAUGAAGAAAACGGCAGACAUUAAUAAAACUGCUCAACAUACAGUGACCAUUAAGGGCCAACUACCCGGGCAUGAUCCCUUAUGUCUCGAGGAAGAGGAAUUUGAAGGGGUGAAUGGAGAAUUCACCCAAGUCUUUAAUGGAAUGGUAGUGGAUUCCAAUCGUCGUACCGGUGUGGAGAGAAAUAAUAUUCUUCCAGGUUGCCCGGUAGGACAAUUGGUAACCAUCAUGCAUAAGGUUGCGCAGCUCGUGGACUUGAGCUUUUUGCAUGUAGGACGGCUGCUCCAAGAGCAACCGGUCAUCCAGCAGGGUAAAGCCCUCGUCCACAGACAGGCAACCGUGAUCACUUGUGCCGCGAGAGAAGAAGGGGCACAAGUGGAAGCGCCGACCGGCUUCUUCUGUGGAGAAGUAGCUGGGCGCUCAGAAAAAGACUGGGAACUGGAGAGCUGGGAAUCGGAGGACUCCUUGUUGGGUAAUAACCCAUGGAUUCCACCCGGUAGGUUCAUACCGACUGGGAGUGUCAUGGAGAGGGAAGCUAACCGUCCAACCCCACCGGCAGCGACUGCUAUCUCCAUUCCAGUCCGUCCGAUCAACCCCAAUCCCCACACCACCAAACUCCACUGUUCUUCUAACUCCUCCCCGUCGGCCCCCGACUUUCUCCGAGAAGUUCAAGCCACCUUCAAGCGCCAUAGACCCCUCGUAAACGUGCAAUCAAAUAAUUUAAGACCAAGGAGGGAGCAGGUUCCUAGAAGGGAAGUUUCAAGAAGCUCAAUCACAAGUGUAGGUUCUACAUGUGAUAUGCAGAAGGGACAUGUUGAUAUUUUGGUUAGUCACAACCUCCAGGGUUGCAUUUCGCAAACCCAGAACACAGUCUCGGUUGUCCGAGAAUCUCAAGAAGAUGCAUCCGUCACUCCACGUUCUGAUUGGAAUUCGACUCUGAGUACAAAUGAACAAGAUUUUAGACCAUUGAAUGCUCGGGGUGACCAAGUUGGAUCGACUGAGGGGCAUCAAAGCAAUAUUACAUUUGAGUCUGCAGUUGUAAGCAAUCCUGAUGUUCCACUGGCUGAAGGGAAGAAGAAAGUACAUUAUGCCACAGAUUACAAUCCUAGAUCUCAGGGAAUAGGAUGGUUCAUAAGUAACCAGUUGGAGGCCCCAACUGCUGCCAUUCAGAUAAAGGAACAGAGGGUGGUCAGCCUCAUCAAUUUAGUAACUUUCUACAGAAUGAUUUUAGUCACCCAAUUACUCAAUCUUCGGAUGAGCAGUUCUCAAUUAGCUGUGGACCGCGUAGCAAAGUCCAAGCUGAGUUGUGAAGAGGUUCCCCACAAGGAUAUAACGCAGCCCUUACAUUUGUCAUCUAAGAAUGAAAAUAAAGUAUUAGCCGGUCAAGAACCCCUUACAGCUUCUGAUUCUAGAGCCAAAACUGAACCGGAAGCUAAGAUGCUUUACCAAAGUAAGGAGCAACACAGCAUUGUACCUAAGUUGGGCGAUACUUCCAUUGAUCCUUCCCCUUUUGAUGGCAGUUCUGGAAAAGUAGAUGCCUUAGAUAUUCAAUCUGAGAAUGCCUUGCCAAAAGUAUCUUCAUCAGGAUUAAAAGAAGAACCUUCCAAGUUAGAGAAGCUAGAGAAAGGGACAAACAGCAAAGUCACAUCUUCAUCUCGACGAAAAACUCAUGAUUCUGAUUUAUAUUUCAAUGUUAACGGAAAGAUUUACCAAAGGCUUGGUAAGAUAGGUAGUGGCGGAAGUAGUGAAGUGCACAAAGUUAUUUCAUCAGACUGCAGAAUAUAUGCCUUGAAACGAAUCAAGCUUAAGGGACGAGAUUAUGCAACUGCAUAUGGGUUUUGCCAAGAAAUUGAGUAUUUAAAGAGAUUCAAGGGAAACAACAACAUUAUUCAAUUAGUUGACUUUGAGGUAACAGACAAGAACUUGCUUCAGGAAGUCAUGAGUGGUUCUAUGAGUAAUAAGGAAUGCAAGGUCAAAGAAGAUGGCUUUAUAUACAUGGUUCUUGAAUAUGGUGAAAUUGAUUUGGCUCACAUGCUGUCUCAGAAAUGGAAGGAGCUAGAUGACUGUAAUGCAACCAUUGAUGAAAAUUGGCUUAGAUUUUACUGGCAGCAAAUUCUUCUUGCUGUGAAAACCAUACAUGAAGAACGGAUUGUGCACUCAGACCUAAAGCCAGCUAAUUUCCUGCUUGUGAAAGGCUCACUGAAGUUGAUAGAUUUUGGCAUUGCCAAGGCUAUACUGAACGACACCACAAACAUUCAGAGGGAUGGACAGGUGGGCACUCUAAGUUACAUGUCUCCGGAAGCAUUUUUGUGCAACGAGACAGACGCAAACGGAAACAUCAUAAAAUGUGGUCGUCCAUCAGACAUCUGGUCACUUGGUUGCAUCCUUUACCAAAUGGUUUAUGGCCGGACACCAUUUUCAGAACACAGAACCUUCUGGGCUAAGUUUAAAGUUAUUACAGAUGCCAACCAUGAAAUAACAUACGAACCAGUUUCCAAUCCAUGGCUCCUUGACCUUAUGAAGAACUGUCUUACAUGGGACCGAAAUAAAAGAUGGAGGAUUCCCCAGCUGCUCCAACACCCUUUCUUAGUUCCUCCCAUCCCAACCCAACCGCCUUCACCUUCUUCCCCACAAGAUCAGAGUUGUAAAUUGCUUCAGCUUCUCUUAAAUGCAUGUCAACAUGAUCAAAAUGCACUGAUGCUUUGUUCACAACUCCAGCAAUUGCUAGCUGACCCUCAACCUUCACAGCAAUUAGAAUUGCCCGUGUCGUCAUCUACAAGUCGAGAGUGCGAGUUGCUGAACGAAUUAUCGAAACUGUGUAUCAGACUACGAGGGCAUUUGGCAAUGUUGGGAGGCACAUAAAGUUGGCGAUGUAGAUAGAUUAAGUUUGUUCUUGGUUUCAUCAUUUUGGGCUGUUCCACCGUGCUUCUUCUGUUUCUACAUAUUCUGGUUUAUGGUAUUGUCUAGCUACAAAUGCUGCUGCGUUGCAUAUUAUUUUUUUAAAAAAAGAUAUAACCCCACCGUGAUGGAAAUCACUGCUGGUUGAACGGUU